Molecule: messenger RNA, 4549 nt
Organism: Aedes albopictus (Asian tiger mosquito)
Lineage: Eukaryota; Metazoa; Arthropoda; Insecta; Diptera; Culicidae
Exons: 2
Coding region: 3133-4248 (371 amino acids)
Biological process (GO): regulation of transcription by RNA polymerase II
Cellular component (GO): nucleus
Molecular function (GO): protein dimerization activity
Source: RefSeq, a predicted model, not a curated record
AAAAAAAUAACUGAAAAACCAGCACUUUUGACCAUUUUUUUAGAUUCCGAAGGAAACUUACCCUAUUUUGUUCAAUAACUCAAAAACGAGUAGAGAUAUCGCAAAUCUAAGCACAUUUUUGGUCCUUCAGGGUCUUGAAAUCAUCGGUUUUAGUAGAAUAGCAUAUUUUUUUUGUCGAAAAAAAUUUCAUUUUUUUUUGGUCCCUUACAAUUUUUGAAAACUUUAGGCCCCUUGAGGGAUUACUUAGCCUUGAGAUACGGACUUCAAAUUAUGACACGAUCAUUUCUUAGCUAAAACGAUAAUUUUCCACUAACGAACUUAUAACAUUUCCAAUUUUUGCAAAAUAAGGGACGGCCUAAUGCUCAUCCAUCUACUCCAAGAUUCAUCCAGAAAUUUCGUCUCAAAAUAGUCAGAAAUUUUCUCACGGGCUCCUUCCGGUGUUUUUUCUGGUAUUCAUACAUAAGUUUCUUCUGAAAUUACUCCGGGUUCCUCCAGGUGAUUCUUGUGGAAUUCCAACUGGAGUCUCUUCUGAUAUACCUCUAGGAAUUUCAACCGGUAUUUAUUUGGGUAUUCCUUCCGUGAUUAUUUCAGAAGUUCCUUCUGGGAUGUGAAGAAUUAGCAUAAGUUAAAAUUCACGAAUAAGAAGAAACUAAAAAAACUCCUUCCGGGAUUUCUUCUUCGAAUCCUUCCGGGCUACACCCCGAUUCUCAUCAAGCCAGAUUCCUCCAGAUUUUUCUUCUGAAAUUAACCAGGAGGUUGACCUUCCAAGGUUCCUCCAAGAGUUUCUUUUGCAAUUGCAGUAGAUUAUUUUGAGCAUCCUCCGGUAGUUUAGUCUAAGACUCUCAAUGCUUUAAAUUCUUUAUGGAGUUAUUUCAGGAGUUUCAUAUAGAAGUUCUGCAUGAGUUCUUUAUAAAAUUCCUACAAGAUUGCUACAGGGUAUACAGGGCCCCUCUAGUCACAGCUGUAAAGGCGUGAGUACUCAGCAUGGCCGUGCAGAGAUUGGCGGGUUCGAUUCUCGGUCGAUCCAUGAACUUUUUGUAAAUGAAAUUUCACUGACUUCUUUAAGCACAAAUGCAAAAUUCGUUUUCUUCCACUCAUCUCCUUUAAAAAUCUAAAAUAUUGAAGAGACAGAAAAAAACAUGGCGGCUCAUUAAUAGAGUCAUUCAAUGGCAAAAAUGUUGUCAACCAAGAUUUUUUCAAUAAUGCAUCAGCCUUAUUGGCUUACUCUUUCACUUAUUUUAAGAUUUUCGGGGGAAAUGCAUACUGGAUUUCUUUCAAAUAUUCUUUAUGGUAAUCCUCCAAGAGUUCAUUAUGGAUAUUUUUUUGUAUUUUUUAGGCAAUUUCAUAUAAAACUACCUCAGGCAAGAAAAUGUGGUUGUGAUCUGUUAAACAUUGUCCGGUUUCUAUUUUGGUUCAAUCGAUCGGUAGCAUUUGUUCUGAGAUUUAUGUCGAGCAAACGUUACUUGUUAGAUUUUUCGUGUUUUCAUCUCGCAUGCUGUUAUUGUGCCCAAAUGAUCUUUAUGCGAACCGAAGUUGUAUUAGUUUAUGCUGACUAGAUUUUAUUUUUUUAACAGAUCACAACCACGACCUUUUUGUCUGUCUAGAGGUAGUAGUAUUGAUCUAAAAAUAUUUCUAAGCCGUUCAAGACCAAGACGUUCAAGGCGUUGUGAUUGUGUUAUUCAACAAUGACCCUCUGUUAAUUUCAAAUUCUGUUUGAUGUUUCUUAUCGUUCGCUAGCGAUUUUAUCUUCUGUGUUCUUUCAUUACUUUCCCUACUUUCUCUUACUUUGGGUAGUAUUACAUUUACCGAAAAGAGCUAAUAAUGAUUAAUUAUGAUAAAGUGCGAUGAUUAAACCUCGAAAAUAAAAUCAUAUAAACAUCUUAUCGUUCGUUUUUCCAUUUUAUAAAAACUGGGGAUCUUUUCAUUAUUGGUAGAGGCAAAAAAAAGUCAUAAUAAUUUAAAGUUUGGGAAAGCACUAUGUCGAAACUGCACCGCGCUUGCGCUGUAUACAUUAACGAAGGGUUACCUUCUGACUAAAAUUAUUGAUUACAUAUGAGGGGCUCAGGUCAACCACAUAUUUUUUGUAAGACAGUACACUAAAAAAUGUUUAUGUUCAGAAUUUAGGACUAGUUAAAUACACUUUCAAAACCAAAACUUACGGUUGUCCGUCAUUUACUGGUUAAUUAUUUUUUGGAAAACCGUUUCCUGGAUUGAACCACACCCAACAAUAUUUGGGUAUUUAUAGAAAAAUCUAGCUUUCAGAUUUCUCUUUUUUUGCAUACACUGCAAAAUUAACAAUAAUGCCUCACUUUACCAAAGCAGCACACAAGUCACAAGGGAUUACAGCGACAGCGCAGCUUUUUGGUUGUACAGGAGCUACAUUCUUGUAAUUCUAACUCCAAGGCAGAAUAACUUGAAAAUGACUCGUGUCCGACCAAAAACCUGUGCUGCCGACACUCCAAGGGUAUAACUUUUCUCAAGGCAUCGGAUAACUUUACGGACAAAGUUGUUGAACAAAGGUUUUAUUGAUUGAACACAUACAGCGCCACCUAGAAGCAAAAAUCAAAAAUUUCCCAUACUGAUUUCAAGCUUAUUGAGUACCCGCUUAUUUCCCUCAAACGCUCGUUUGUACGUAGCUUCUAUGAGUCCAAAACAAAUUUGUCAGUUGUUGUCUGUGCCUUCUAACAUUAAUUACAAGUUUUUCCAGUAUGAGUCAGGAAUUGAGAUUUUGCAUUUUUUUUAAUUUUAUGCUUUACAUACAAGUGUGGACCACCCUAUUGCGGAGGCUUACGCGUACCGUAAUAAAGAUCUUUUAUUCGUCAUAUCUGAACAAUAUUGCACGCAAAUCUAAAUAAACAAAAGAUUGUAAAAUAAUACAUAUAUUGGAUAAAAUAUAUAAUUAUUAAAUUACAAUAGAAUAUUUUAUCCGAAAAUGGUUACUCCAGAAAAUAGUUUCCCAAGAAAUAAAACAUUCCAGGAAAUGGUUCUCGGAAAAUGUUUUUCCGUGAAAUGACGUAUAAUCAAAAUCACAAAAAAAAACAUUGAGAUGUAUAAAAAAUCAUAUAAACAUUUGUGCUUCAAUUUAACAGGCAAUUGGAAGAUGAUGUAGACGAAGACGAUGGUGAAAAUGGGAUGCUUGAUUUCUCACGUGAGCUGUUGCCAAACUAUGAUGAGAUCCCCGAAAAUGACCUUCCAGUUAUUGUGGAACCGAACCUAACAGGUGUUCGCUGUGCAGCUCAUGAUAUCCAAUUAUCCGUAAACGACGUGUUCAAGCAGAAGACCGUGGCGAAAUUUCUUGCCAAAGUCCGAAAGUUGGUCAAAACACUCCGGUCUCAGCCGUAUGUCAAUACCUUCAGAAAAGAUAACUCCAAAAAUUUGCCGAAACUUGACGGUGAUACGCGUUGGGGUUCGUCGUAUGAGAUGGUGAACCGUAUCAAAGAACUUCAACCGUGCAUAUUGGAGCUUCUUCCUGCCAAUCUUCAGAAAGAGUACAAUGAGAAGUUUUGGCAAACUGUAGAUCGAUUCGUUCAAUCUACAUUCCCGUUAUACAUUCUCACGAAAAGGAUUCAAGAGGAAUCUCUGACGUGCGGUACCAUGUACCUUUGCUGGAAAGAAUGCUGUCUGGAGUUAGCCGAAAUAAGAGAUCCGUUGGCAAAGCAAUUACUCGAAGCAUUGCAAAAGCGACAAGGAAUGUGGUUCGACAAUCCAGCGUUUCUGGCUGCUCUUUUUGUCGACCCACGAAUGCAUGAGUUUGAUCCACCAGUAUUGUCUGCAAACCAGAAAGAGAUAGCGGUCCGACACAUAAUGGUUACCUGGAAAUCCCUGCGUACACUGAAAGGAACUUCUUCAACCGCAGCAAGCAGCUCCCCAACGCCGUCUACAAGCACUGAGAGUUUUGCUAGAGUUGCAAAGCUUCUCACAAACAAUCGCCAGGACAAGCCUUCUGAUGUCGGUGAAAUGGAAAAACGUAUUCGGAAACUUCCAUUGGAAAUCUCCGCACCGCUGGACGCCGAUGUUAUCCGAUACUGGGAAGCAAGGAAACGGAUCGACAAAGAAUUGGCUGAGGUCGCAAUAAUUGUUUCCCAGUUGCCAUGCACACAGGUGUCCGUUGAGCGGACCUUCAAUGGACUCGGUCAGAUCUUGACAAAAACUCGCAUGAGACUUGGAUCUCUUUCGUUGUCUACGAUUUUGUUCGUGAAGGCAAACGGUAAAUUGUUUGAGGAACAUUACUUUCAAUAUGACUUGUGAUUUGGACCGCUUUUCCGCUACAUUGCUUGAAACAUACAUAUUGAAUUCUACAAGCAAUUAGCAUAUUUUAAAUCGAAAACUCACCAUUUCGUUGAACAGCUGUAGCUGUAGCGAUGGUGUAUAUAAUUGUUUUUUUUUCCUUGUUUUAUAUGAAAUUGGUAAAUGCAAUCAAAUUGGAAUAUAGAGUGCAUUGUUUAACUGUAUUUUUGACCUGUACAGAAAGAUACAAACUACAAAACGCUCAUUAUAUAAAAAAGACUGUUUAUUUGCGUUGAAUAAAUAUUCCAUCGAAGCAUUUCAA